CUGUCAUGGCGGCGCCCCAGUCCCAUGCGUGGUUGUGAGCAAAAGUAAUCGUGUUUUUAUUUUGAAACGUCAAGAAACCGCAUCAAGUUAAGGUAAAGUCGUAUCUGUUUACUGUUGUUACUGCGGACGAUAAUAUCAUACGAAACCAGCUUUAAUAUUUACAAGCACAUUUCAACAACGUGUGCGCUUAGCUGGUAGCUACGUGAAACAAAUCACGUGUGUGUAGCUGCUCAGCUCGAGGAACUCCUAGCGCGUUGACUGUUGAUUAAUUCACGGGCAACUUCGUAAAAAAAGUAUGAAGACAAAAAAGAUGAGACCUAACAACAGACGGAUUUCCUCUGGGAUGAAGAGGAGACCGGCUAAACGGAGCAUCGACACGAAAGGCGUAUGGAAAGCUGUUGAGCUUGAUCCCAGCAUCUUUUCCGAGGAGGGGUUGGAGGGUCUGGUGUGCUUUGAAGAGCUGACAGAUUACCGUCUCGUAGACAGCAACAAGGUUGGAACCAAAGCAAAAGAAAAAGAGAAGAAAAAGAAAAAAGCGAAGAAAAGAAAAGUAGACGAGGCUGGGGAGGCUGAGGAGGCUGGAGAGAGCAACGAUGGAGAGGGCACAGCUGAACCAAUUAAGAAGAAAGCCAAGAAGAAGAAGAAAAAGAAGAAGAAAGUGGCUGCAAAGGUGUCCGUGGAAUCAGACGAUAAAGGUAAAGAAGAUGUGGAACCAGAGGACAAAUCCAUAAAUGAGGAGGGAGGAGAGAGCAAAGCGACUGAUGAAGACACUGCAAAAGGCCCAGCUGUUAUCUCUGAAUAUGGACAAUCAAAUGAUACAAAGAAGAAAGAGAAAUCAAAGAAAAAGAAAAAACAGCAGCUGGAAGAGAAAGAUCCCAGCAUGGAAACUCCAUCAGAAAAAGAAAUAUCCAGCCAGGAUAAACUGACACAGCCCCCCAAAAAGCAGGCAAGGAAUUGGACCAAUGUGGGACUUUCUGGUUCCGAUGACAAAAAUUGUGAUGUGGGGGCAUGGAACGACCUGUUUGUUCCCCCCUCUGUGCUGAAGGCAUUAAGCAGUCUUGGUUUUGGUUCACCUACGCCAAUUCAAGUCCUGGCUUUACCUCCAGCUAUCAGAGAUCGUAUGGAUAUCUUGGGGGCAGCUGAGACUGGAAGUGGUAAGACAUUGGCCUUUGGCAUCCCCAUGAUCAAUGCCAUCCUGGACUGGAAGAACAACACAGAAAAAACUGUAGAUGAUAAAACUGAACCACCCUCAAUGGUGGAGAGUUUGUAUUUACCAUCUGCAGAUGAAUCAAAAAGUAAAGAAGAUCCGGAUGACGAUGUAGAAGCUCCAGAAGAAGAGGAUGAAGGUGCUAUAGAUGAAUGUCAAGAAGACUCAGAUGAAGGUGAACCUGACAUUGAGGAUCAAGAUCCAAAUGCGCAACUUGGAUGUGUUCCAAUCAUUGAAAGUCCAGCGUUUGAUUUGGAGGAAAACGCUGCUGGUGGCCAGAGUCAGCCUCUUCUUGGACUGGUUCUCACUCCCACCAGGGAGCUGGCCGUUCAGGUCAAACAUCACAUUGACGCUGUCGCAAAGUUCACCGAUAUUAAAACAGCCAUAGUGGUGGGUGGGAUGUCACAACAGAAGCAAAGGAGGAUGUUAAAACGCAGACCGGAGAUCGUUAUUGCCACUCCAGGACGUUUGUGGGACUUGGUGAAGGAGCGGCAUCCUCAUCUGCUCAACCUCAGACAGCUCAGGUGUCUGGUCAUUGAUGAAGCCGAUCGCAUGAUAGAAAGAGGACACUUUGCAGAGCUGGAGAAUCUACUGGAAAUGCUUAACACCACACAGUUCAACCCAACAAGGCAGACAUUUGUGUUCUCUGCCACUUUGACAAUGGUUCACAGCCUGCCCACCCGCAUCAUUCAGAAGAAGAAGAAGAAUCUGGAAAAAAGGACCAAACUGGAAGUCCUCAUGGAGAAAGUGGGGAUUAAGUCCAAGCCCAAAGUCAUCGACCUCAGCAGGAAGGAGGCGACUGUGGAGACGCUGACCGAGACAAAAAUCGACUGUCAGAAAGAUGAGAAGGACUUCUAUUUGUAUUACUUCUUGCUUCAGUAUCCGGGGCGUACCAUGGUGUUCGCCAACAGUAUAGACUGCAUCAAAAGACUGAACUCUUUGCUGGUUAUCCUGGACCGUGAGCCACUGCCUCUACAUGCCAACAUGCACCAGAAACAACGCCUCAAAAACCUGGAGAGGUUUGCUGAAAGGGAGAGCUGUGUACUUCUCACUACCGAUGUGGCAGCAAGAGGCCUGGACAUCCCCAAUGUUCAACAUGUUAUUCACUACCAGGUUCCCAGAACAUCAGAGACUUACGUCCAUCGGAGUGGCAGAACAGCCAGAGCCACUAAAGAAGGGCUCAGUCUGCUGCUAAUAGGCCCAGACGACAUGAUAAACUUCAAAAAGAUUUACAAGACUCUUGGAAAGGAUGAAGAGCUGCCUAUAUUCCCCAUAGAGAACAAAUGCAUGGUGGCAAUCGAGGAGCGAGUGAACCUGGCAAGGAAGAUCGAAAAGAUCGAGUACUACAACAGCAGAGAAAAGCAGCACAAUUCCUGGUUCAAACAAGCAGCAGAGGCCCUGGAAGUGGAGCUGGAAGAGGAUCUCUUACUGGGUGGAGAGACAGAUGACUGUGCUGAGAGAGAGAAGCAGAGGAUGGUAAAGGACAUGAAGAGGCAUUUGAAGCAUUUGAUCUCCCAGCAUAUAUUCAGAGAUGUGAUUAAAACCAAAUACCCGACUCAAAUGGGAAAGCUUUCCCCCCACAACAUGCCUCGUGCAGGGAACGAAGAUGCCCUAGCCAGAGUUUCAGCGCAGAAGAAACAGUUUAAAAAAGGUGCUCCAGCAAAAUGGAAAAAGCAAAAGUAGAGGAAGGUAAAGCAGCAGCAGCAGCGGCUUCUUAAUGAAAAUGUAAAGUACAGAAUCCCAUCAUCGGCAGCAUGUUUUUAAUGCAUAAAUAAUCUUAAUUGAUUUGAAUAAUGCAUUGUGUGGAGUUGCUUUUCUGGAUGUAGAACUGUUGUAAACUGCAACACUUUAUAAAUGUAUUAUAUGUAUUUUCAUACAUGUUUUAAAACUCAAGAGGGAUAUAAUUGUUUCCAAGUCAUUCUUUGUUGUCAAAUUUCCACAUUUUUCUUUUAUGAAUAACCUAAGAUCUGUUUA
Cololabis saira (Pacific saury) is the source of this 3181-nucleotide messenger RNA. It is a transcript of the gene ddx24, whose product is annotated as DEAD (Asp-Glu-Ala-Asp) box helicase 24. Gene Ontology annotation, molecular function: RNA helicase activity; ATP binding; nucleic acid binding. The transcript is spliced from 8 exons. Bases 296 to 2890 code for a protein of 864 amino acids. NCBI's taxonomy places the organism in Eukaryota, Metazoa, Chordata, Actinopteri, Beloniformes, Belonidae. Gene Ontology annotation, cellular component: nucleolus. The record is from RefSeq and is a predicted model, not a curated record.